Molecule: messenger RNA, 3329 nt
Organism: Scatophagus argus
Lineage: Eukaryota; Metazoa; Chordata; Actinopteri; Scatophagidae
Gene: gle1
Product: GLE1 RNA export mediator
Exons: 15
Coding region: 154-2295 (713 amino acids)
Biological process (GO): regulation of translational initiation; regulation of translational termination; poly(A)+ mRNA export from nucleus
Cellular component (GO): cytoplasm; nuclear pore; nuclear pore cytoplasmic filaments
Molecular function (GO): translation initiation factor binding; phospholipid binding; inositol hexakisphosphate binding
Source: RefSeq, a predicted model, not a curated record
AGCCGGAAACUAAGAGAGUCUCCUCAGAAGGCGGGCUGUUUCUCGUCGGAUUGUAAUUUAUGUAACGUCAUCCGGCGGCUCAAAACUUUUAGACCAUAUACCAACGUUGUCAGUAGUUUUUCUAGCUUGGUUUUUAUUUAUUAUUUUGUCGUGAUGCCUUCUGAAAAUCUACGAUGGGAAACUUUACAAGCCUUAAAAAAUUCACCAAAGGGAAAUAUCAAAUACGAUCCAUACUGGUCGACAAGGGGAGAGGAUAUUAUGGCAGGAUAUAAAGAGUCUUUCAGCUUGUCCUCGCACUCUGGGGUCAUAUUGCAGCACCUCAGCUCCUCAUCCCCACAAAAGUCCAGCUUCCUGGGCCCCACCUCCGAAGACUCCAGCCCUGGUCUUUCUGAGGAGAUCUGGGCCUCUGUUUCCUCCACAGGAUCCAUGCCUGACAGCAGCGCCAAGCACACCACACACCUUUUAAAGGCCGAAAGUGAGCAGGCUCUUAGUGACGAGGUGAGGGGUGAAGAUCAAGAGGCAGAUGUCAGUGAAGUUUCCAGUCCUGCAUCUCCACCUGCCCUUUCCCUGCUGUCACCCAAAGCCAUGGAGACUGCAGGCCGUAUUGUCCAGUUUGAACAGAAACAGCGAGAAAAGGCCAAGAUGGCCCUCAGUCUGCGGCAGGAGAUGCAGGAGAAGCUGGUGGUGGCGGUGGCGAGCUCCGAGUCAGAGCAGCUGAAGCGCUUUGAGGAGUUCAUGGAGCUGAAGCAGAGGCAGGAGUACCAGAGCAUGAGGGACAUGAUGGAAAGAGAAACGAAAGAAAGCAUUGGGCGUCAAGAGAAGCUGAAAGAAGAGCAGCGACACAGAAUGAAGAUCCUCAACCUGCGGCUGAGGGAGGCGGAGCAGCAGCGCCUCCGGGAGGCGGAGCUCGAGCGCCAGAGGCAGGCGGAGGGCAGGGAGAGAGUGCGUAACCUUAACACCAUCCAGGAGGAGAUCCUGCAGCUCAACCAACUGCUGGAUCGGUCCACCCAGACUAAACCUGAUCUGCCACUGGCCAGCCUCAGCUCCCUGAGCACUCGUGGGAACCAGCUGUGCUCACAGGUGUCAGAGGUGGUGCGAAAGACGGCAGAGGGAGAAUUUCCCAGUGUGGAGGACAUGACCGUGGCCGAGCGAGCCCUCCACGAGAUGAGGGCGCUGAUCCGGCUGAUGCAGGAGGAGAUCGCUAAGGCUCAAGAGAAGAAGGAGCAGGAGCAGGAAGAGGAGCGCAAGAAGCGAGAAGUGCUGCAGGCGCAACAGGAAGCGCAAAAAAAGGCGGCGCAGUCUGCCAAAGAGAAGGCACAGAGGAGAGGGCUACAGAACAGCGCAGAAGACAGCACUCUGAAAUGGUACAAGGAGCUGCAGGAGUCAGCUGCACAGUGUGCUCAGUCUUUUGAAGACCUCAACUCCCCAAAAGACACACAGACGAAGAAGCUGAAGCUGGAACUCCAGAAAGCAGCCAGCAUCCCCGUCAGUCAAAUCUCCAGCAACUCUGGAUCGCAGCUUCGAGAAAUCUUUGAUAAGAUCGACAAGCUGCUGUCGGGGCGGGCCGUGGUGACCGGUGGGAAGUCUGUCUCCACCUCCCAGCAUUCACAGGGCCUGGAUUUUGUCAGCUACAAACUGGCUGAGAAGUUUGUGAAACAAGGAGAGGAGGAGGUGGCUUCUCACCACGAAGCCGCUUUCCCCAUCGCCGUUGUUGCCUCUGGUAUCUGGGAGCUGCACCCUCGAGUGGGAGAAUUCAUCCUCGCUCACCUGCAGAAGAAGUGUCCGUACGCAGUCCCGCAUUACCCUCCGAUGAAGGAAGGCACUUCCGUGGAAGAAUAUCAAAGGAUUCUUGGUUACCGUGUGGAUGACUCUGGGGUUGAAGGUCAGGACAGUUUCCUGAAGAGGAUGUCCGGGAUGAUCCGUCUCUACGCUGCCAUUAUUCAGCUGAGGUGGCCCUACGGCUCCAAGCAAGGGUGUGCUCCUCACGGCCUGAACCAUGGCUGGCGUUGGUUGGCUCAGAUGCUCAACAUGGAGCCUCUGGCAGACAUCACGGCUACGCUGCUGUUUGACUUUCUCGAUGUUUGUGGGAAUGCUUUGAUGAAGCAGUAUCAGGGCCAGUUCUGGAAACUCAUCCUGCUUCUGAAAGAGGAAUACUUCCAGAGGAUUGAAGCGGUGACCAGCACUGGACAGAUGGGCUCGGUCAUCAGACUCAAACAGUUUCUAGAGACGUCACUGCAGAGCCGACAGAUCAGCCCUCCCAAAGGCCAACUGAGCUCCAUGUUCUGGAGGUCGUGACGGAGGAGGAGCCGCCAUGUUGGACGUUGCUGCAUGACAUCAUUUAGGACUGAAUAAAAUGGAGAGGGCUGUGGUCUCAUGCUGCGAAACUGGUCUCUGUGUCUGGAGGGAGACUUGCUCUACAGUCAACUUUACUCCAUAGCUAGUGAGGAAAAUCAAAGCUGCUCCUGUAGGAAGAUGGUUUUCAGAAGAAGUGCGGCUUCUGUGGCUCGUGAUCUUUGCGUCAGGUUCAUUUACCUGUCGUAGGAGGAUUUUGAUGUAGGAGUUUCGCUGAAAAGAAGAUAUUUAUCUCCAGAUGCACUUGAAGACAUUGUCUCAUCCACACAUCCGUCCUUUCGGCACUGGUUCAAAUGGUUUUCUGGGUGUCAGCGUUGAAGACACUGAAUGGUUUUUCUGCUUCUUACAGCUGUAGAAUAUACUUCAUCUUUUAUGUGUGCGCAAUAAAAGGAACCAGAUCCUUAAAUGGAGACAACGAUAAUGCAAUGUGUUGACGUGUAAAUGCCUCCUGUGCAUUUUUUUGGGGUCUCCAACUGAAUACGUUCUCCAGUGUUCAAAGGUCCUAAUGUGGAGCUUGAUUUUAUUUUACUUUUUGGUCACUACAGGAUCACUUCUGCUUGUGUUUUUAUUAAGUGCAGACAGAAAAAUUGUGUUGAAUGGUUUGCAUUUUUGCUAUUUAUUUUAUUAGGGCUUCACCAUGUGGAACAAAGAUUUGUGGUCUAAUGAACUGCCAGUUUAAUGGAUGUGAGUGAGGUCAUCUCAAGUUUAGAAAUAUAACUGGGUUUUACUGUGAAACUCAAGUGCAUUGGUCAGUAUUUCCACAACUAAAAUGAUUUGCUUCUCAUGUCGCAACAGAAAUCUUUAAAAGAAUCUUUAAAAAAUCUUUAAAAAAUGCUUUUAAAGUGCUUUUUUGUUGCAGGGAUCAUUUUAGAAUUGUGUUCUGAAUAUAUAAUGUCCAUUACACAAGUGCAUGAGCCCAGUGAUUGCAAUCUCCCUAACCAGUUGUCUGAAAUAAAACCUCAUCAGCUUACUGGAAA